Messenger RNA from Meloidogyne enterolobii, 693 nucleotides. The record is from the annotation of a GenBank genome assembly. NCBI's taxonomy places the organism in Eukaryota, Metazoa, Nematoda, Chromadorea, Rhabditida, Meloidogynidae.
AUGGAAGUUAAAUCUUUAAUUGAUGGAAUUGAUUUUGCUGAAACUUUAACUCGUGCCAAAUUUGAAGAAUUAAAUAUGGAUUUGUUUGAAGGAACACUUAAUGCUGUGCAAAAAGUUUUGGAAGAUGCAGACAUAAAGAAGGAUGACAUUCAAUAUUUUUUGGUUGGUGGAUCAGCAAGAAUUCCAAAAAUUCAACAAUUAUUGAAAGAUUUCUUUAAUGGAAAAGAACCUUCUCGUGGCAUUAAUCCAGGUUUAAAAUUUUUUUCCUGGGUAGAUUCUGGUUAUUGUAUCUUUUUUACAGAUGAGGCUGUUGCUUAUGGUGCUGCUGUCCUAGCUGGAGUAAUUUCUGGAGAAGAAGACACCGAAAUUGUUUUGGACCCAUUGACUCUCGGUAUUGAAACUGUUGGUGGUGUAAUGACAAAGUUGAUCAAACGAAACACUCUUAUCCCAACCAUAAAGGCACAAGUUUUCUCUAAUGCUGCAGACAAUCAAAAGGGGUACUUUUCUGUUUUGCCACACCCCACCCAUAUAUUCGCAGGAUACAUUUUAAAUUUUUCCUUAAUUCGUACAGAAAGGUCAGUUUUAUUUCUUCCCCAAUUUCAUUUAAUUUUCCCUGUGGACUCAAUCUUCCGUGCUCACUCGAUAUUCCCAAAUGUUGAUUUCAAUUUUGAUGGCAUCGGAAAGAAAAAUUAA